Molecule: messenger RNA, 2115 nt
Organism: Dromaius novaehollandiae (emu)
Lineage: Eukaryota; Metazoa; Chordata; Aves; Casuariiformes; Dromaiidae
Gene: PIGT
Product: phosphatidylinositol glycan anchor biosynthesis class T
Exons: 12
Coding region: 66-1793 (575 amino acids)
Biological process (GO): attachment of GPI anchor to protein
Cellular component (GO): GPI-anchor transamidase complex
Source: RefSeq, a predicted model, not a curated record
GGUGCCGCCCGCUCCGCCCCGCGCCGCCAUUGGGCGAGCGGGCCGGAAGCGGAAGCGGCGGCGGGAUGCUGGCGGUGGCGCCGCUGCUGCUGCCGCUGCUGCUGCUGGCGGCGGGCGCGGGGCGGGCGGCGGCGGGCGACGCGCUGCGGGAGGAGCUGCUGCUGAGCCCGCUGCCCGCCGGCGGCCUCGCCGCCACCUUCCAGUUCCGCACGCGCUGGGACUCGGCGCCGCAGCGGGGCGCAGUCUCUCACUACAGGCUCUUCCCCAAGGCGCUGGGGCAGCUGGUGUCGGCACAGGGCGUGCGGGAGCUGCACCUCGCCCUCACCCAGGGCUUCUGGCGGACACGGGCCUGGGGGCAGCCGCCGCUGCAGGCGCCCGCCGGCGCCGAGCUCUGGGUCUGGUUCCAGGACACCGUCGCCGAUGUUGACAAAGCCUGGGAAGAACUGAGUAACAUCCUCUCAGGGAUAUUCUGUGCUUCUCUGAACUUCAUUGACUCCACCAACACCGUCACUCCAACAGCGUCUUUCAAACCCCUGGGCUUGGCCAACGGGACUGAUCACCACCUCCUGCGAUAUGCCGUCCUGCCGCGGGAGAUCGUCUGUACAGAAAACCUUACACCUUGGAAGAAGCUGCUACCAUGUGGCUCAAAGGCUGGUCUUGCUGUGCUGCUCAAGGCUGAGCGUUUGUUCCACAGCAGCUACCACUCGCAGGCAGUGCAUAUCCGCCCCAUCUGCAGGGAUGCUUCCUGUCUGGCCGUCUCCUGGGAGCUCAGGCAGACUCUCACUGUGGUCUUUGAGACCUUUCCCAGUGGCCAAGGAAAGAAAGACUGGUCCCUUUUUAAGAUGUUCUCUCGCACACUCACUGAGGCAUGUCCUCUGGCAUCGCAGAGCAAGAUCUACGUUGACAUCUCUGCUAAGGACAAGGAAAAGGAGUUGCUGGAAGUGACCCCUUCUCCAACAUCUGUACAUGAAGCGAUUGUCCAGGGAGAAAAGAGAACCUAUGCAGUCUAUGACCUGCUGAGUCCCUCACUCUUCAAUACAUCUCGCAGCCUCAAUGUGCAGCUGAAGUGGAAACGGCCCCAAGACAGCUUGGAACUGUCAACACCCGUACUCCAUGCUCAGCGCUAUGUGAGUGGAUACGGGCUGCAGACCGGCAAGAUCAGCACUCUCAUCUACAACACUCACCCGUACCGGGCUUUCCCCGUGAUCCUGCUGGAAACCGUGCCGUGGUAUCUGCGGCUCUACGUGCACACUCUGACCAUCAUCACUAAGGGGAAGGAGAACAAGCCAAGUUAUAUCCACUACCAGCCAGCUCAGGACCGGAGACGGCCUCACCUACUGGAAAUGCUGAUCCAGCUUCCGGCCAACUCUGUCACCAAGAUCACGAUCCAGUUUGAGCGGGCCUUACUGAAGUGGACAGAGUACACGCCUGACCCUAAUCACGGCUUUUACGUGAGCCCAUCUGUACUGAGUGCCCUGGUGCCCAGUGUCAUUGCAAUGAAGGAGGUGGAUAUGGAGCAGAGUCCUCUCUUCACCUCGCUGUUUCCUUCCUCCGAUGGCUCCAGCUAUUUUGUGCGCCUCUACACGGAGCCGCUGCUGGUGAACUUGCCAACGCCAGACUUCAGCAUGCCCUAUAACGUCAUCUGCCUGACCUGCACCGUGGUGGCAGUGUGCUAUGGCUCCUUCUACAACCUGCUGACCAGGACAUUCCACGUGGAAGAACCGACCAGGGGAGGGCUGGCCAAGCGGCUGGCCAACAUCAUCCGCAAGUUCAGGGGUGUGCCGCCCCUCUGAGAGAAACCAGGGUGGCCAACACAGGUGCGGGGCUCAGCAAGAGCCUGGGGGCUUGGAGGGGAGGCCAAGGGAGCAGAGCGCUGCUACCUCUCACCUUUGCUGGAAGCAGGCUGCUCCAUUUUGCUGCCUGAAUCUCUUUUUUUGGGUCUCUGCAAGCUGAGAGAUCACUUCCAGUUAAGAGGCUGCUGGGGAAAUUGCUCCAAGCCCAUUGAUUACUGAAUUGCACGUCUACAGGAUUAGGAAAGGUGCAAGUCUUCUGUUCUGGAGAGGGGUAACUUAUGUGAUGGAAAUAACAUUAAAAAUAAACUUGUGCUGUUUUGUA